AUACGUCCGUUAGCCCUACCAGCGAUUUACUCGUGCUAUCCGAGCCGCUUUCGCCCGUAGAUCCUCAUUUUGUGCCUCGCUUUCCCUCUUUGCUGCCUUUGUGGGUCGCGUUUCCUCGAUUCUUUUGGCACCUAUAAUUCCUACGGCUCAUCAAUCCGUUCACCUCGGACGCUCUUCUGGCCCCCCCCCCCCCCCCCCCACUUCCGGCCAAACCUCAACCCCUCCAUCGCGGCCGUCUUCUUCGCUCAGCGGCAGCAGCUGAGGCGCGAAGAUUUCGCUCUCUCUCGACACACAUCUUUGACAAUGGCGCUUCCCGACGACAAGGAGCUCGAGUCCAUACUCGGCGAUGGCGUCGACCUCAACACCUUCAAGCAGAUCCUCGAGAUGGACGAGCCCGGCGACAACGAGUUCAGCACAUCCAUUGUCUUUGGCUUCUUUGAGCAAGCCGAGGAGACGUUCGAAUCCAUGGACACGGCCCUGAACGAAAAGGACCUCGAAAAACUGUCAGAGCUCGGCCACUUCCUCAAGGGCUCCUCCGCAACUCUGGGGCUGAUCAAGGUGCGGGACGGCUGCGAAAAAAUCCAGAGAUACGGCAAACAGGAGAACCUCGAUGGCUCACCGGAGCCGGAUACCGAUGUGUGCCUGGAGCGCGUCAAGGAGGCGCUCACGGCCGUCAAGUCCGAUUACGAGGAGGUCGAGGUUGGGCUCAAGAAAUUCUACGACAAGGACGACGAGGAAGAAGAGGGCGCUUAA
Trichoderma reesei QM6a is the source of this 753-nucleotide messenger RNA. Its product is annotated as histidine phosphotransferase. The coding region runs from base 304 to 753 and encodes 149 amino acids. Gene Ontology annotation, cellular component: cytoplasm; nucleus. Gene Ontology annotation, biological process: phosphorylation; phosphorelay signal transduction system. The record is from RefSeq and is a predicted model, not a curated record. The transcript is spliced from 3 exons. NCBI's taxonomy places the organism in Eukaryota, Fungi, Ascomycota, Sordariomycetes, Hypocreales, Hypocreaceae. Gene Ontology annotation, molecular function: histidine phosphotransfer kinase activity; protein histidine kinase binding.